Molecule: messenger RNA, 504 nt
Organism: Cucurbita maxima (winter squash)
Lineage: Eukaryota; Viridiplantae; Streptophyta; Magnoliopsida; Cucurbitales; Cucurbitaceae
Product: cytochrome P450 94B1-like
Exons: 1
Coding region: 1-504 (167 amino acids)
Molecular function (GO): iron ion binding; oxidoreductase activity, acting on paired donors, with incorporation or reduction of molecular oxygen; monooxygenase activity
Source: RefSeq, a predicted model, not a curated record
AUGGGGAAAGGAUUGGUUCGAGUUCAAGCCGAGCCGAUGGCUGCUAGAGCCAGAGGGUCGUGGACGGAGAAGAGUAGGAUGGAGGCAGUAUGGGGAAAGGAUCGGUUCGAGUUCAAGCCGAGCCGAUGGCUGCUAGAACCAGAGGGUCGUGGACGGAGAAGAGGCGUGAAAUUAGUGAGUCCGUACAAGUUUCCAAUAUUUCAAGCCGGGCCAAGGGUGUGUUUAGGUAAAGAGAUGGCUUUCAUUCAGAUGAAGUAUGUGGUCGCUUCAAUCCUCAGUCAAUUCAGAAUCAAACCCAUCGCCGCCACCGCCUCCAACGACCCUGUGUUUGUGCCGCUGCUAACGGCACACAUGGCCGGCGGCUUCAAAGUUCUGUUUCAGAGGAGAGAGAAAGAGAAAGAGAAAGAGAGAGAAUUCAAAACAUACAAAAUUCCCAAUUUAAACAAUCAGAAGAAGAGUCAAUUCAAACGAUUCCAACACAGAACUGACGGACAACAGUGUUGA